This is a messenger RNA of Xiphophorus hellerii (green swordtail), 1569 nucleotides long. RefSeq names its product carcinoembryonic antigen-related cell adhesion molecule 5-like. The transcript is spliced from 8 exons. The record is from RefSeq and is a predicted model, not a curated record. The coding region runs from base 70 to 1569 and encodes 499 amino acids. NCBI's taxonomy places the organism in Eukaryota, Metazoa, Chordata, Actinopteri, Cyprinodontiformes, Poeciliidae.
GCUUUUCUAAGUUUCAGUUCGAGUCCUGAGCUGUCCUUACACUGACACCUCUAGAUUUAAAUCAAAGCAAUGUUUCAACCGCUUUUUGUCGUGGUUGUGGUUUUUAUAGGUUUAUCUAAUGGAGUUGGUGUGUUACCAGAUGGUCCUCUGAUUGCCUCUGUUGGAGGGACAGUAACAUUCACAACAAACUUGAAUCCAACAGAAACACCAUUUACGUUGGUCAACUGGCAGUUUGAUCCUGGUUCAAGACCUCAAUUCAUAAUUAUAUCACAGACAACUGGAGACACAACUGCACCAGAAUAUGAAGGCAGGAUCACUCUCUUCAGAUCAACUGGAUCUCUGGAACUCAGGAAUCUGAAACUCAGUGACAGUGGAGAGUACAUAGUAAGCAUUCAAGAUGGAAUAAAUCAACUGAUAGGACGCACCAUACUGAAUGUUUAUGAACCAGUCUCCAAUGUAAAUGUCUCCCUGCUAAGUUCAGACUUGAUUGAGUUCAACAGCUCUGUCAGUCUGUUCUGCUCCUCCUCUGGAUCUUUUCUCUCCUUCCUCUGGAUGAAAGACGGCUCUGAGGUCACAGCCAGUGACAGAGUUCAGAUCAACACAAAUGAAGAAAACUCCACUCUGACAAUAGUAAAUGUGACCCGAAAUGACAAGGGAUCAUACACCUGCCAUGUGUCUAAUCUUGUCAGUUCUGUCAUCAGUGAUCCAGUAAAAAUCUCUGUUAGUUAUGGUCCAGAUAAUGUACAAAUAGAAGUGUAUCCAUCUAAGGAACAUCAUGUGAAAGAAUCAGACAUUAAUCUGACCUGUUCUGCUGACUCAUCACCUUCUGCUGAAUAUCAGUGGUUUCUGAAUGGAGACAAGCUGACCAGUAGCGGUCCAUUGCUCAGACUGAUGAAUAUCCAGAUGAAUCAGAGUGGAAACUACAUCUGUCAGGCCUUUAAUAGCAAAACUCUGAUAUCUCAAACAUCUGAACCUUCGCCUGUCUCUGUUCAUGAGCGAGUCUCUAAUGUAAAGGUUACUCAAGACGUUACCCACUUGAUUGAGUUCAAUGGGUCUGUCAGUUUCUCCUGCUCCUCCAAUGGAUCUUCUCUCUCCUUCCUCUGGAUGAACAGCAGCUCUCAGAUCACAACCAGUGACAGAGUUCAGAUCACUGAUGGAGGAUCCAAGCUGACUAUAGUCAAUGUGACCAGAUAUGAUCAUGGAUCUUACAGCUGUGAUGUGUCCAAUCCUGUCAGCAGUGCCAAGAGUUUUCCUGUAAACAUCUCUGUCAGCUAUGGUCCAGAGAAAGUCAACUUAGAAUCACCUUUUCAGAAUUAUCCAGAAGGGUUGAACAUCAGUUUGUCUUGUUCAGCUGAGUCCAGACCUACUGCCACUUUUGAUUGGUUCUUUAAUGGAAAUGUUCUAUCCGGUUCUGGAUCUGAGCUUGAACUCCUCAAUAUGGCACCUCUACAGAAGGAGCUAACCUACGCAGAUGUCAGGUUUUCUAAGAACAAGAAACCUGUUCAAGCCCAGUGGGAAUCAGACAACCCCUCAUCAACCUACGCUGACAUCAGGGUCAACAGAAACUAA